AUGAAAGUGAGGACGGCCGUGUACGCGUGUCCAACACCGAAUUGCGCCAAAUCAUUUAAUUGGAAAGGGAACUUGAACAGACAUCUGAGAUACGAGUGCGGCCUUCAGCCACGGUUCAAGUGUCCGUAUUGCGCGUAUUGUUGCAAGGUUAAAGGGGACGUAAACAAACACAUAAUAAGAAAACACCAAGGUUUGGCUAUUUACGUGGUCGACCUGUUCGCGUCUACGACAAGGGGCAAAGGAUCCACGUUGCGUGUGGACGAUCAUCGUCAAUGCGGCAAUUGGUUAAUGAAACCGAGCAAGUACGCCUGUCCGAAUCCCAAUUGUCGAAGCGUGUUCGCGUGGAAGAGGAACUUGACCAGCCAUUUGCGAUAUCAGUGCGGUCAGCAGCCACGAUUCAAGUGCCCUUAUUGCGAGUACAAGUGCAAGGUGAAGACCGACAUACGAAAGCACAUCAAGACGAAGCACAAGAACAGGGAUGUCUACGUGAUCGAUGUGUUCCAAUCGUGGCAACUCCUUCAGUGA
This is a messenger RNA of Apis dorsata (giant honeybee), 525 nucleotides long. RefSeq names its product zinc finger protein 64-like. Gene Ontology annotation, molecular function: DNA-binding transcription activator activity, RNA polymerase II-specific; RNA polymerase II cis-regulatory region sequence-specific DNA binding. Gene Ontology annotation, biological process: regulation of transcription by RNA polymerase II. Bases 1 to 525 code for a protein of 174 amino acids. Gene Ontology annotation, cellular component: nucleus. The record is from RefSeq and is a predicted model, not a curated record. Lineage: Eukaryota; Metazoa; Arthropoda; Insecta; Hymenoptera; Apidae. The transcript is spliced from 2 exons.